AGUUCUACUCAGAACACAAAGACUGCAAUUUGCGUUUUAAAACUUUCGGAGAAAUACUUUGUAGAGAAGAAAGCUUUAAGAGGCAGCAUUGUGAUUAUAAACAUACAAUCUUAUACUUCGACUACUGAAGCGCUAUUGCUAAAAACGCUACACAGUGGUAAAAAGUAUUCCAUUAUGGUGAAAAAUGGUUUCCGCCCACACGCUAAUGCGUCCCACUUUCCAGAGAAAGCAAAGAACUACAUGAUGAUUUUAGAGAAUAAAACGGAUCUAGUAACCCAUUUAGAUCAAUUAAGAUCGUUACCCUCCUGGAAUCCUCUAGCUAAAUCAGUUGCUUAUUAUCAAGUAAAACCGAAUGAAGACAGCAAAGACGCAGCAAUCAAAAUUAUAAACGAAUUCCGGGAAUUUAAAAUACUUAAAAGUAUAGUUUUGAUUUAUUACUCGUUAAACGAUGAUAUUACCUCAUAUUCGUGGUCUCCAUAUAGUGAUGAAAAUUGUGCAAAUAAAUGUGAAUCCGUUUAUAUUUUAGACAUAUGCAAAGAUAACAAUAUAAAGCAAUUUCAGCCUCAAAGAGAGAUGUUUCCAUCAGACUUAAAAGGAUGCCCUUUAAUAACGUAUGCCGUCAUAUCUGAACCGUAUGUGAUGCCUCCUGAAAGAAAAGUUACGAACACAAUAUGGAGCGACGCUUAUGAAUUUCAAAAGGGUGGGGAGAUAAAUCUUGUGAAGAUUAUAAGUCAAUUCACAAAUAUGAGUCUUAUUAUUCGAGUUUCAGACAAAGAGGAGAACUGGGGCGUAAUCUACCCAGAUGGGAGGGCGACGGGCGCUUACAGUAUGUUAAGAAAUGAUUCCGUAGAUCUUGUUAUUGGUAAUAUUGAAGUAACACGUACAAUACGUAAAUGGUUCCAUCCUACCGUGAGUUAUACUCAAGACGAGAUGACUUGGUGCGUGCCUAAAGCGAAACCAGCGGCAACUUGGGACAAUCUGAUCAUAAUAUUCCAGUGGUCAACUUGGGUGGCGACUACAGUAAGCGUUUCUAUAAUGGGUAGUGUUUUCCAUUUCAUGUACUACAAGGAACGAGAUGAGAAGAUAACAAAAUGGCCAACCAAUUCUAUUUUAAUGACGUUUAGUAUGCUACUCGGUUGGGGUGCUAGAUUUGAACCGAAGUCGUCAGCGUUUCGCAUUUUGAUUUUCGUCUGGUUAUGCUUCAGUUUAAAUAUGGCGAUAUCGUACGAGUCGUUCCUGAGGAGUUUUCUAAUUCACCCACGAUUCGAGAAGCAGAUAAGUACUGAAUCCGAUCUAAUUCAGUCUGGAAUUCCUUUGGGCGGUAGGGACUUGUACAAAUCCUAUUUCGAGAAUAAUAACGCAAGCGAUUUUUAUUUGUAUCGCAAAUAUAACUCUACAGCGUUCUCAGAAGGUAUAAGACGAGUGGCCAUUGAAAGUUUCGCCGUUGUCUCGUCGAGGAGGCAAGCUGAAUAUAUGGAUCAGAAAUUGGGUAAAGGUGCACCUUUGAUAUAUUGCUUCCCAGAGAGUAAUAAUCUAUACAAAUAUGGUGUUGUGUUAUUGACUAGGAAAUGGUUUCCGAUGCUGGAAAGGUUCAAUAACAUUAUACGGAGUGUUUCGGAGAAUGGCUUGAUAGAUAAAUGGAAUGAAGAGCUGUUUCUACAUAGCACACGCGAGAUAACCAGUGCUAUCUUGCCAUUAAGUAUCCAGCAUUUACUCGGGGCUUUUAUACUGAUUGGAAUCCUAUAUGCUGUAAGUGUGGGGAUCUUUAUAGGAGAGAUAACAUUCGGUAUGUUAAAACGAAGGAAAAUAGCUGAGACUUUUAAGAUUAAAUUGUUAAAAAUACUCCUUGCUAUGUUUUGGUACUGA
Molecule: messenger RNA, 1866 nt
Organism: Pararge aegeria (speckled wood butterfly)
Lineage: Eukaryota; Metazoa; Arthropoda; Insecta; Lepidoptera; Nymphalidae
Exons: 2
Coding region: 175-1866 (563 amino acids)
Cellular component (GO): membrane
Molecular function (GO): ligand-gated monoatomic ion channel activity
Source: RefSeq, a predicted model, not a curated record